AUGGUCAUAACAAGGACCAGCACUGUAGAUAAGGUGUUGGACAAUAGCAGAGUAGGCCAUAGAGAGAGAAGCAAAGACGAAUCCCCAGAAGAUUCUAGUGAUGGGCUUACAUUGGAUACCAAUCUUUCUCAAAGCGGGGUAUACAAUUCUCUCCAUGAUAGGGAUGAAGACCAUAAUGGCAAUGGGAUCAAUGUUUUGCAUGAUAUCGUUGGGGAGUCCAUGAAGUUCCAUUUGAUCAGCUUGGGAAACAAAGUUGUUGAUCAUUUGUCCAUAUACAACCCAGUAAACGGGGUAGAAAAGGAAGACCUUACAGGCAUAGACUGA
This is a messenger RNA of Sugiyamaella lignohabitans, 324 nucleotides long. RefSeq lists its product as uncharacterized. NCBI's taxonomy places the organism in Eukaryota, Fungi, Ascomycota, Dipodascomycetes, Dipodascales, Trichomonascaceae. The transcript has a single exon. Bases 1 to 324 code for a protein of 107 amino acids. The record is from RefSeq and is a predicted model, not a curated record.